Molecule: messenger RNA, 2709 nt
Organism: Myotis daubentonii (Daubenton's bat)
Lineage: Eukaryota; Metazoa; Chordata; Mammalia; Chiroptera; Vespertilionidae
Gene: XAB2
Product: XPA binding protein 2
Biological process (GO): generation of catalytic spliceosome for first transesterification step; mRNA splicing, via spliceosome
Cellular component (GO): post-mRNA release spliceosomal complex; Prp19 complex; U2-type catalytic step 2 spliceosome
Molecular function (GO): protein binding
Source: RefSeq, a predicted model, not a curated record
AUCUGGCUCGGGGAGGGCGGGUCUUCGGAUAGAGACGUCAUUACAACGCGACUGUUGGCUGUAGGUGGAGCGCUGGCAAAAUGGUGGUCAUGGCGCGACUUUCCCGGCAGGAGCGGCCGGACCUUGUCUUUGAUGAAGAAGACCUCCCCUAUGAGGAGGAAAUUAUGCGGAACCAGUUUUCUGUCAAAUGCUGGCUCCGCUACAUUGAGUUCAAGCAGGGGGCCCCGAAGCCCCGGCUCAAUCAGUUGUACGAGCGCGCGCUGAAGCUGCUGCCCUGCAGCUACAAACUCUGGUACCGCUACCUGAAGGCACGCCGGGCCCAGGUGAAGCAUCGCUGUGUGACUGAUCCUGCCUAUGAAGAUGUCAACAACUGCCACGAGAGGGCCUUCGUUUUCAUGCACAAGAUGCCACGUCUAUGGCUAGAUUAUUGUCAGUUCUUGGUGGACCAGGGCCGUAUCACUCACACACGCCGCACUUUCGACCGUGCCCUCCGGGCGCUGCCUAUCACACAGCACUCUCGUAUUUGGCCUCUGUACUUGCGCUUCCUGCGCUCACACCCGCUACCUGAGACAGCCGUGCGGGGCUACCGGCGCUUCCUCAAGCUGAGCCCUGAGAGCGCAGAGGAAUACAUCGAGUACCUCAAGUCAAGUGACCGGCUGGACGAGGCUGCACAGCGCCUGGCCACCGUGGUGAAUGAUGAGCGCUUCGUUUCCAAGGCUGGCAAGUCCAACUACCAGCUGUGGCACGAGCUCUGUGACCUCAUCUCCCAGAACCCGGACAAGGUGCAGUCGCUCAACGUGGACGCCAUCAUCCGAGGGGGCCUUACCCGCUUCACAGACCAGCUGGGCAAGCUCUGGUGUUCACUGGCCGACUACUACAUCCGCAGUGGCCAUUUUGAGAAGGCUCGGGACGUGUACGAGGAGGCCAUCCGGACUGUGAUGACCGUGCGGGACUUCACCCAGGUGUUUGACAGCUAUGCCCAGUUCGAGGAGAGCAUGAUUGCAGCAAAGAUGGAGACCACCUCGGAGCUGGGGCGGGAAGAAGAGGAUGACGUGGACUUGGAACUGCGCCUGGCCCGCUUUGAGCAGCUGAUCAGUCGGCGGCCCCUGCUCCUCAACAGCGUCUUGCUGCGCCAGAACCCGCACCAUGUCCAUGAGUGGCACAAGCGUGUGGCCCUGCACCAGGGCCGCCCCCGGGAGAUCAUCAACACGUACACGGAGGCUGUGCAGACAGUGGACCCCUUCAAGGCCACGGGCAAACCCCAUACGCUGUGGGUUGCAUUUGCCAAGUUUUAUGAGGACAACGGGCAGCUGGAUGAUGCCCGCAUCAUCCUGGAGAAGGCCACCAAGGUGAGCUUCAAGCAGGUGGAUGACCUGGCCAGCGUGUGGUGCGAGUGUGGGGAGCUGGAGCUCCGGCAUGAGAACUACGACCAGGCCUUGCGGCUGCUGCGGAAGGCAACAGCACUGCCCGCCCGCCGGGCUGAGUAUUUUGAUGGCUCGGAGCCUGUGCAGAACCGUGUGUACAAAUCGUUAAAGGUGUGGUCCAUGCUUGCCGACUUGGAGGAAAGCCUUGGCACCUUUCAGUCUACCAAGGCUGUGUAUGACCGUAUUCUGGACCUGCGCAUCGCUACCCCCCAGAUCGUCAUCAACUACGCCAUGUUCCUGGAGGAGCACAAGUACUUCGAGGAGAGCUUCAAGGCGUAUGAGCGUGGCAUCUCGCUGUUCAAGUGGCCCAAUGUGUCUGACAUCUGGAGCACCUAUCUGACCAAAUUCAUCGCCCGCUAUGGGGGCCGCAAGCUGGAGCGGGCUCGGGACCUCUUUGAGCAGGCGCUGGAUGGUUGCCCCCCCAAAUAUGCAAAGACCCUGUACCUGCUGUACGCACAGCUGGAGGAGGAGUGGGGCCUGGCCCGGCACGCAAUGGCCGUGUACGAGCGCGCCACCCAGGCCGUGGAGCCCGCCCAGCAGUACGAGAUGUUCAACAUCUACAUCAAGCGGGCAGCGGAGAUCUAUGGAGUCACCCACACCCGUGGCAUCUACCAGAAGGCCAUUGAGGUGCUGUCGGACGAGCACGCCCGGGAGAUGUGCCUGCGGUUUGCGGACAUGGAGUGUAAGCUUGGAGAGAUUGACCGCGCCCGGGCCAUCUACAGCUUCUGCUCCCAGAUCUGUGACCCUCGGACAACUGGGGCCUUCUGGCAAACAUGGAAGGACUUCGAGGUACGGCAUGGCAACGAGGACACCAUCCGGGAGAUGCUGCGUAUCCGCCGAAGCGUGCAGGCCACUUACAACACACAGGUCAACUUCAUGGCCUCGCAGAUGCUCAAGGUGUCGGGCAGUGCUACAGGCACUGUGUCCGACCUUGCCCCCGGGCAGAGUGGCAUGGAUGACAUGAAGCUACUAGAGCAGCGGGCAGAGCAGCUGGCAGCCGAGGCUGAGCACGACCAGCCCCCACGGGCCCAGAGCAAGAUCCUGUUCGUGAGGAGCGAUGCAUCCCGGGAGGAACUGGCUGAGCUAGCGCAACAGGCCAACCCGGAGGAGAUCGAGCUGGGCGAGGACGAGGACGAGGAUGAGAUGGACCUGGAGCCCAAUGAGGUGCGGCUGGAGCAGCAGAGUGUGCCGGCUGCUGUGUUUGGGAGCCUGAAGGAGGACUGAUGGCGCACUGCCCGCCCCCGCCCCCACCCCCCUCACAAUGAAGCCUGUUUGUAUGACUUGG